This is a messenger RNA of Bombina bombina (fire-bellied toad), 876 nucleotides long. RefSeq names its product putative nuclease HARBI1. The record is from RefSeq and is a predicted model, not a curated record. Bases 277 to 603 code for a protein of 108 amino acids. NCBI's taxonomy places the organism in Eukaryota, Metazoa, Chordata, Amphibia, Anura, Bombinatoridae. The transcript has 4 exons.
UGUAACUGGGGUGCAUAAGUCCACUCUUUCUAAGCAUCUUUCAAAAGUUAUUGAUGGACUUUAUGAUAAUUGCAGAAAAUUUAUUUUUUUCCCCACAUCACCCAGAGGUUGGCGUGAUGUUAAGAGGGACUUUUUUCUUUUAGGUGGCAUACCCAAUGUCCUUGGGGCCAUUGACUGCACUCAUAUUGCCCUAAGACCCCUGUGCGCAGGGAGAUAAUAUUUAGAAAUAGGAAACACUUCCACUCCUUAAAUGUGCAGAUUAUAUGUGAUGCAAACAUGCGCAUAUUAAAUGUUGUGGCAGGGUUCCCAGGAAGUAGCCAUGAUGCCUACAUCCUCAGGAAUUCUGGUGUGUGGAGAUUGUUUGAGACAAAUCAAAUGCCUGAAGGACAUCUCCUCGCAGAUUCUGCAUAUCCUCUUAAAAAAUGGAUUUGGACACCAUUGAAAGAGAACCAGGUUGUUGGGCCUGCUGAAUUAAGAUAUAAUGAAGCACAUAUCCGAACACGUGCUAUAAUAGAACGACUGUUUGGUGUUCUAAAAAUGCGCUUUCGCUGCCUGGACAGAUCAGGGGGGGAUCUCCAAUUCAGUCCGGAAAAAAGCUAUUAAAAUCAUAGUGGCAUGUUGCUGUCUACACAACAUGGCACAGGAGCAUGGGAUGUUGAACGACUUACUUCCAACACCACAGCCCCCAGGUGAAAUCUUUGAGCCUGAUGUAAUUAAUCAUCCCCAACCCCUCAAUGCCCAUUUGGAGAGAUCUGCAACUAUUCAAGAAUUCUUUUCAGAUUGAAGAUUCUCAGAAAUGGAAUACCACUCCCCUCCCUCUCUCCUCAUCCCUAUAUUUACCACAUUUUCCCUAAAUAAAUGUAUACUUUACUCAAA